Asparagus officinalis (garden asparagus) is the source of this 2146-nucleotide messenger RNA. RefSeq names its product DEAD-box ATP-dependent RNA helicase 57. Bases 241 to 1824 code for a protein of 527 amino acids. NCBI's taxonomy places the organism in Eukaryota, Viridiplantae, Streptophyta, Magnoliopsida, Asparagales, Asparagaceae. Gene Ontology annotation, molecular function: RNA helicase activity; ATP binding; nucleic acid binding. The transcript is spliced from 13 exons. The record is from RefSeq and is a predicted model, not a curated record. Gene Ontology annotation, biological process: maturation of SSU-rRNA.
CUCCUCGACGACUCUCUCUUCCCUCUCCGAGGACCUGCGCUCCUCUCUCUCCGACGCCCUUCUCCUUCCACAACGCUGUCCUCCCUCCCCGCGACGACGCGCUCCUCCCUCUCCGACCACGCCCUCGUCCCUCCACGCGACGACGCCCACUUCCCUCGAUCUCUGUAGAUCUUGGAGAUUUCGUGCCGUGAUUCUCUGCUUUUUCUCACUGGAAAGGGUUUAUCUUGAUCUUCACUGGCGAUGGAGAAGACAUCUUCAAUUCUAUUCUCCGGCCUCCGAUUCGAUAAGAAGAGGUUCGCCAAUGACAUCGCUCGAUUCAAGCCAAAAGAUACAGAGAAGGAGCUGAAAUUAGAGGAAUUUGAGGCGAUUGAGUCACCGGCAGUAACCAAGAAGGAGAAGAAGCGGAAGCGGAAAGAGCAUGGCGUUGCUGAGAUUGUGGAGGCCUUCAGUGUGUUUAAGAGCUCAGAGACGGUGAAGGAAAAGGUUCAGAAAUCCAGGGAAUUAGAAGAUGAUUCUUCUCAGCUGAAGAAGGAAGUAGAGAAGCAGAUUGAGCAAGCUGCAAUUCUUCGAAAGAAGUAUGGGCUUCACAUUUCAGGUUGUAAUGUUCCAUCCCCGCUUCAAGGUUUUGCAGAAUUAAGCUCAAGGUAUGGUUGUAAAUCAUACUUAUUACGUAAUUUAGCAGAGCUUGGGUUUAAAGAACCUACACCUAUUCAAAGGCAGGCUAUUCCUGUACUCCUUUCAGGACGGGAGUGCUUUGCUUGUGCCCCAACUGGGUCUGGCAAGACGCUGGCCUUCCUUUGUCCCAUACUUAUGAAAAUUAAGCCAGGAUCCACGGAUGGAAUCAAAGCUGUAAUUCUUUGUCCUACCAGAGAAUUAGCUGCACAAACUACUAGAGAGUGCAAGAAACUGACAAAAGGAAGAAAAUUCUACACUAAAUUAAUGACUAAGGAGCUUUCUAGGUCUGGUGAUUUUGCAAAAAUACCUUGUGACGUUCUUGUGACUACUCCUCUUCGUCUGGAAUUUGCUAUACAGAAAAAGAAGAUUGAUCUGAGAAGGGUGGAUUUCCUUGUUUUGGAUGAAUCUGAUAAGCUAUUCGAGCUUGGCUUUGUGAAACAAAUAGAUUCUGUGGUCAAAGCUUGCUCAAAUCCUUCCAUAAUACGUUCUUUAUUCAGUGCAACGUUACCUGAUUCCGUUGAAGAGCUUGCACGCUCAAUUAUGCAUGAUGCUGUUCGGGUGAUUGUGGGUAGAAAGAACUCUGCAUCAGAAUUGAUUAAACAAAAACUGAUUUUUGCUGGAAGUGAAAAGGGAAAGCUGAUUGCUUUAAGACAAAGUUUUGCAGAGUCUCUGAAUCCUCCUAUAUUGCUGUUUGUCCAAAGCAAAGAAAGGGCAAAGGAGCUGUACAAGGAAUUGUCAUUUGACAACAUAAAGGCUGAUGUGAUUCAUGCUGAUCUUACUCAAGAGCAGAGAGAAAAUGCAGUUGAUAACUUCAGAGCGGGCAGGACAUGGGUUUUAAUAGCAACUGAUGUCAUUGCUCGAGGAAUGGAUUUUAAGGGUGUCAACUGCGUGAUUAAUUAUGACUUUCCUGAGUCAGCUGCAGCGUAUAUUCACCGAAUUGGUCGAUCUGGAAGAGCUGGGAGAAGCGGGGAGGCUAUAACAUUAUACACGGAAGAAGACAAGCCAUUCCUACGAAACGUAGCCAAUAUAAUGGCAGCUUCAGGGUGUGACGUUCCUUCUUGGAUUCUAGCAUUGCCCAAGCUCAGGCGCAAAAGACACCGACCUCAGAGGGAUGCAAUAUCAACCUUACCAGAAGACAAUCCAGAGUAAAAAGGGAACAUGCCAUUGAAAUGAGGGAAGAUUUCUGUGGGAAGUAUCUGACUGGUUCUGAUGAUUUCAUCUGUUGAUUAAGUUCUUGUUAGGCGUAAUUCCUAUUCCAAUGACUGGAGAGGCUGACGUUUUCAUCUCCUGGCAAUGGCAGGUGCAUGUUUAUGUUUGAGAGAAGAGAGGCUUAAAAGGUUUAAAGUUAUACGUCUAAGGUUGUUCUUCCAUAUUUAAUUUGUCAAAAAACUGUUCUGCUUGUAGAAAUUUGCACAAAAAUUGAGCAUUUUAGUAAUAUGAAGUUCUAUGAAAGCAAUGGACAUUUCAUACC